Messenger RNA from Trichomycterus rosablanca, 515 nucleotides. RefSeq names its product ribosomal protein S12 (gene rps12). The coding region runs from base 90 to 488 and encodes 132 amino acids. Gene Ontology annotation, biological process: translation. The record is from RefSeq and is a predicted model, not a curated record. Lineage: Eukaryota; Metazoa; Chordata; Actinopteri; Siluriformes; Trichomycteridae. Gene Ontology annotation, cellular component: ribosome; cytosolic small ribosomal subunit. The transcript is spliced from 6 exons. Gene Ontology annotation, molecular function: structural constituent of ribosome.
AACAAUGUAGUCGCGGCUGUGACGUCCUCUUUCCACGCUGUCAUAGGGACGAUUGGAAUUUAAAGUCCAACAUCCAUCGCUAAUCUACAAUGGCCGAGGAAGGCAUCGCUGCCGGAGGUGUGAUGGAUGUGAACACCGCCCUGCCUGAAGUGCUGAAGACGGCACUCAUCCACGAUGGGCUCGCUCGCGGUAUCCGGGAGGCCGCCAAGGCUCUGGAUAAGCGUCAGGCUCAUCUGUGCGUCCUGGCCGCCAACUGCGACGAGCCCAUGUACGUCAAGCUGGUAGAGGCCCUCUGCGCCGAGCAUCAGAUCAACCUCAUCAAGGUUGAUGACAACAAGAAGCUCGGUGAGUGGGUCGGUCUGUGCAAGAUCGACCGUGAGGGCAAACCCCGCAAGGUGGUGGGCUGCAGCUGUGUGGUCGUUAAGGAUUAUGGCAAGGAGUCUCAAGCCAAGGAUGUCAUCGAGGAGUACUUCAAGUCAAAGAAAUAAGGGAUCUAAUAAAAGAUUUUGAAGGAA